AUGGCCGUCUUCAGCCUUGUUGACUCGGUUAGUGACCAAGGCCGCCCGCUUGCCAGCAUCGAUGUCUCGAUCAGGAUGGUUCAGCUCCACCGCUUUGCAACGAAAAUGAAGUCCUUCACACCCCUCAUCUUCGCCGCUACUGUCGCUGCCGAGUAUGGUUAUGGCCCUGCUCCAACCUCAUCAUCGACCAAGCUGGGGUACACCACCGUUUACCCGGGACACGGCAAGGAACCUGUCACUGUCACCGCUCAGUACCAGGCCGUACCAACCUACGUCAAGGGUAAAUGGGAGGAGUACGAGGCCAUGUCCUCGGUCAUCACUGCCUACGGAAAGAAGAUCACAGUCACCAAGGGCGACCAAGACCUGACCAUCUAUUCUACCAAGAAGACCCUCACCCACACUGUAACCAGCACUGUCUAUGGAGGCAACGCCCAGCCAACUGGAUACGGCAAGCCAUACGGCUACAGCAACUCCACCCACACCACCAAGGUAUGGAACGAGCUGUACGAGGAGAUCCAUGAGUGCUCAUUCGACCACGUCGGUCCCCACGCCAUUCCCGGAUACCCAGGAAACCCCAAGUGCGAGGACGACAAGGACGAGCAAGUGAUGACUAUCAAGAAGUACAAGGGCGGAAAGUGGCACAAGUAUGUGCAAACAUUCUACUAUGGUCCUCCCAAGACCUCAGUCACCACCUACGCCCAGCCAGGAAUCUACACCAUUCCUGCUGCCGACAUCACCUAUGCACACCCCACUGCCGUACCAGCACAGGGUACCUACCACGCCGAGGCCAACAAGCCUUGCACAUACGGCGGUGUCACCACCAAGGUCAACAAGCCCACCACCAUCACUGCUGCUUACCCCGCCUAUGAGACCCAUGGCGUCGUGACCAAGACCGUCAUCCAUAGCAAGAUCGUCACCUGUGACAAGCCCGGUGUCUACACCAUUGUCAAGCCCACCGUGACCGUCUACCCUCACGACACCACCAUCACCUACCCAACUGUCACAAAAUACCCUGCUGGUACCUGGCACCACCCUGCUGAGACGGUCACCAUCACCAAGACCAACCAGCCCUACACUUGCACUUAUGAGCCCGAGAAGCCCAAGCCUACCUUUGGCUACCCAACCUACCCAACCUACCCUGCCCACCCUGCCGUCACCUCUUCAAGCACUCAGCCCCCCAAGCCUGAUCCUUCAUCUGACUACUACGAGCCAACCGAGGAGUACGGCCAUGCUGAGCCCGGCUACAUCAAGCGUGGCGGUGUCCUCUCACGACGAGGCGCUGAGCCUGCGCUCCCCAAGAACGCGGCUGCCAAGCGUGUCAUUCUCGUGUGA
Messenger RNA from Plenodomus lingam JN3, 1332 nucleotides. RefSeq lists its product as uncharacterized. The record is from RefSeq and is a predicted model, not a curated record. Lineage: Eukaryota; Fungi; Ascomycota; Dothideomycetes; Pleosporales; Leptosphaeriaceae.